Molecule: messenger RNA, 5812 nt
Organism: Diorhabda sublineata
Lineage: Eukaryota; Metazoa; Arthropoda; Insecta; Coleoptera; Chrysomelidae
Product: hormone-sensitive lipase
Exons: 11
Coding region: 139-2385 (748 amino acids)
Biological process (GO): triglyceride catabolic process; cholesterol metabolic process
Cellular component (GO): cytosol
Molecular function (GO): triacylglycerol lipase activity; sterol ester esterase activity
Source: RefSeq, a predicted model, not a curated record
GUAAGUAAAUAAAUAAAAUUGACAAUAUGCUGCAAACAUCCAACCUUAAAAUAAAUUUCAUUUAAAUACAAAUGUUCAGUGAAAGUAGACAGUUAAAAGUAUAAAUUAUUUUUGCAACAUAUUAUAUUCAAGAUAAAAAUGAACAUCUCAAAUUUAAGCCAAGACGAAGUAAAUGUAGUAGAAAAUUGUGAAAAUCAUGCUUCAACAUCACAUACGGAAAGAGAUUUAAAAAUUAAUAUUUUAAAAGAUAUAUGUGAUAAUAACGCGAAUUUUUUCUCAAAGGACAACACUGAAAAUGGCCAAAGGCUUUAUCUAUCGUUCCUGGCAAUAGUUGAUUCUGUCGAAAAAGCUAAGCCUAAAAUACUUGCUAUAGAAACUGACAUGCACUACUUCGAUUUCGAUGAAAAUACUCCGGGAAAUGGAUACAGAAGUUUCCUCCUAGUCCUAGAUUUAGCUAUACAAAUGGCUAUUGAUUGCUCAGAAAAAGUUUUACAAAAAAGAGAUAGCACCUUUUUCCGUAAGACUUAUCUAACAAAAGACAUAGAAUCAUGUUCCCAUUUAAUGAAUAGCUUAGAUAGUUGUCUAACGCAACUUCAAACAAUAAUGUCUUUGUGUAAUGAUGGCAAUCUUUUUGUUGGUGAAGAUUACCCAUUGGAUGAGUUAUUCACACAAUAUGGAGAAAUUAAUCAACAUUGUUUUUAUGGAAGACAUUUAGGAUUUCAAUAUUGUGACUCCAUUAGAAAUGUUUUACAAUUCAUUGCUUUAUCAAUGACGUUGUUUUCGGAAGUAUAUUACAACCAAGGCUCGAUGAUUAGUAAAGCUACGAAUUCCGUAAUUUCCAGUACUAAAUUUUUUAUUGAUCCAGAACAAAGAGCCAAACGAAUUGUAAAUAUAUCUCAACACGCAGAAGUAGAUUUCUGCAAAGCGUUCUGGUUUCUUGCCGAAGCAGAACUUAUGAACCAGCUGCCUUCGAUAGUAUCACCAAGUGUGGCUAUUUCUAAAGUGAUUCAAAUACCACCAGAGCCUAUAGUUAUAGAAACUCUAGAUGGUGAAUCUUAUGAAGUACCAGUGCCUUCUUCUUAUAUUGGUCGAAAAUCGGUACAAGUUAGAUUAAUAAGCCAUAAAAUUCGAGAAGGAAUGUUAGGUACUAAAGGGAAAAGUCCUAUGGAUCCUCCUUCAAAUGCAUUACUGAUCCAUUGUCACGGCGGUGGGUUUGUUGCCCAAUCAUCAAAAUCUCAUGAUGGAUAUUUGAGAGAUUGGGCAAAAAAGUUAGAUGUUCCUAUACUUUGUAUUGAUUACAGUUUGGCUCCGGAAGCACCAUUUCCGAGGGCACUGGAAGAAAUAUUAUUUGCUUAUUGUUGGGCUAAAAAGCAUCAUGAAUUUUUAGGAACUACAGGUGAAAUAAUAAUUGGUGCAGGUGAUUCAGCUGGAGCAAAUCUACUGCUCAGUUCCACAUUGAAAUGUAUUGAAUCCAACAUCCCUACGAUGUCAGGUCUAUUUGUAGCUUAUGUGCCUACUCUUGUACAUUAUAUACCAUCUCCAGCUCGACUGCUUUGCAUGAUGGAUCCUCUUUUACCAUUUGGAUUUUUGAUGAAAUGCCUCAAAGCUUAUGCUUGUCCAGAUCCCCACUUACAACAAACGUUUAGCAACAAUAACAAUAAGGAUACGGAAAGUUUUGAAGAAAUUACUGAGUCAGAUAUAAUGGAAUUGCAAGCUCACAAAUCUCCUACUUCAGAAAAUUCCGACACCUUAACUUAUGAAUCGUUAGAAUCCAAUGAAGUUAACGUUUCAGAUAGCGUUUCUAGUCAUAAAUCUGGACCACUGAUGAAUGAAAUUUUAGAAAGAUAUGCUAAAGAGCAACAACUUUCUGUUGAUGGCAACGAAGAUACAACAAAGGCAUCGACUAGUCAGUCAUUAUCAAAUGCAUCUAAUUCAUUUCAGUCAAAAGUAGCAAACUUCGUGUGUAGUCUAAGAAAUUCGUUUUCGAAAUAUUUAGUUAUAGGUGAAAGAACAGCUAGCGAUGCUGAAAAAUUGUUGGAUUUAGAUACGUCCCCACAGAUAAAUUUUGUAGACAGGUUUUGUUUCGAAGUACCAAAAGAUCCUUUCUUGAGCCCCAUUUUUGCUACAGAUGAAGAUUUAAGGAAAUUUCCUCCCACAAAAGUUUUGAGUGUUGAAAUGGACCCAUGUCUUGAUGACUGUAUAAUGUUUGCCAAAAGGCUCAAAAAUGUGGGAAAUGACGUUAGUCUAGAUAUAUUAAGAGGUUUGCCUCAUGGAUUUUUAAAUUUUUCAUUAUUUUCGAAAGAGGCUCAUGAAGGUUCCAAUGUAUGUGUCCGACGAAUUGAGGAACUAUUGAAACAGAGAAGACAAAAUCAGACAAUACUGUAAUUUAGUCAAUGAUUAAAAUAAUUCAUAGAUCUGUCCAAUAGUGGAAAAGUAUUAUUCUAUAGGUAUUAAUAUUCAUUGUUAAUAUUGUUUUAGCUAGGUAAUUUGUUGGAGAUGAAUGCAACAUUAUUUUUAUACAGUAGGUACUUUACGUACAUCUCUUCUAUAUUUAUUUAUCCAAUUUAAACGUUAAUAUUUGUUGGCCAAAUAUUACUGGUUGGUUAACACGUUUCCGAUCUAAUGGAAAUAUUGUGGAGUGAAAUAAAUAUUUAAAUAAAUUAACAAAUGGCUUAAAAACAUGAUUUAUUAAUAAUUUAUUCAUAAUUACUGAAGUAAUAGAUCUGUUGAUUAGAUUAUGAGCUUUUUUGUUUUUUGUUUUAUUAUGAUAUUAAGCGUGAAAGGACUGUAAAUGUUUUUUAAAAGUAUGUAUUUUGUGUCUGUUACAUAUGUGUGGGGCGGUGUAUAAUAAUUCAGCUGGUGGAAAGUUUUACGAUAUGUCUUUCGACUUACUUUCAUAAAACUGAAAAAUCCUAAAAAAACAAGAAGUAAGUUCGUUAUAAGAAUUUUUGAGAUGUCAAAUGAAGAAAGGGGUUAUUUUCCAUGUUUCAGAGUAAAAUUGUUGCAUGAUUUCACGUAAAAAUACACCAAAACAAGCAGUAUAAUAUUCUUUUCCAGCAAUAAAAGCAACAAGGUGGGCUCAGUCGCCAAACGGAAUCGGCGAACUCACCAAUGGUCAUAGAACUCAUCCUUGGUGUAGCUAGAAGUGUUGCUAUCGCAUCAGCUUGCAAAGCGGGCUCGGUAAAGAAGGAUUGAGACAAGCGAACACAUAAAAGGACCCUCUGCUUCUCUUACCAAACAACUGUUCCAAUUAAAUAGGCGCGAAAUCCGACUAGUGACCGAACUUUUAAACGGAUACGGUCAUCAAAGACGCCAUCUCCACAUCAUGGUCAUUCACACGAGUGCUGUUCAAACAUUUGAGUAAGCCUCACAGCAUGCCUAAUGACAUCAAAGGUUUCAAGCAAAAUCGCCUGAUCGGCUUUUCAAACGACAUCGGCCUUUGGUAACGUCAAGUGGGACACAACGGGCCUAUCUGAAGGUCUGUGCUCAACUGUCCUUGGCCGCCCACAAUGAAACUGACUUUAAUUUCAAUUUAAACCACUAAAUAAUCAUUUUAAACAGAAGAAGUUGAUAUCAUGGUCCACUUUUUUAUAUCAAAUAUUUAAGUAGAUCAUAUUCUUUAAGAUAGUGGAAUAUGUUAAUUAGAAAUUGUUUUAAUAUGUUUAGGACCAGUUCCUAAAAAUUCUACCAGCAAUGUUCAAUUUUUUUUAUUAGUUUUUUAACAGUAUAAGAGCCAAUUCAUGUUAAAGUUCACGUAUUGAUAUUUCUUUUUCAAAUUGAGAAAACUGGUAGCUUGAAUUAGAACAAAUUUCAAAUAACAAAAUUAUAAAAAAUCGAAAACUUACCCAAAGUCAUGCUUUUAUUAGCUUCUUUUAUCAAUCGAUGUUUAUCUUUUCACUUCUGUUCCCUAUUCAUAAUCCACAAUUUCUGUUUCAGUCAUUAUUAUUUGCUUCCCAAGUAUUCUUUAUUCAAUUAUCCCAUUUUCUACUAGGAAUCAAAAAACUUCUCUUGAUUUUUAUUCAUUUUAUUUUAUUUCUUAUUAAUUAUAUUAAAUUGCUCUAAUUUAUUAAAAAAGUCUUAUGUGUCCACUUUUUCCCCGACUUUCUAAUUGUUCAACAAAACUGUCGUAAGCAACUGAUUUCCAGUAUUUUUCUAUCAACAUUGCAAUAAUUAUAUAUAAAGUGAAUAUUUGUAUCUGAAACGUUGGAAAAUAUCCCAUAUCUAGGUUAUUAUGAUGAUAUUAAAAACGUUAUAAAAUCAAAUUGCAAACUGUAAACACAUGUUUUCACAAAUGUGGAAAUAUUGAAAAUGGCUUAUUCACAAAUAACCCCGUAAUAAUAACCUUAUUGCAACUUCUGUGAUAUUGUUUUAUUUGUGGUGUUUAUUUAUAAUUUAUUUAUUAUUAUAAUAGAUAUGUUCAGGGAAGAAAUAAAGGAUCCUGUACUCGUACUGAAAUUCAGAUUCAGCCAUUUUUGUCAUAAACCAUUCAUAUAUAUUUAAAUUCUUUAGGUUGGUGUCAAAUUGGCUGUAAUUGUUUAAUUAUAUUGAUAUUUUGUCGAAUAAACAAGGUGGUUCAGAAUCAAAAACAUUAAUUUCUAGAUCUCAAAAAUAACAUCUUUAUAUACUCUCAACUAAUAACAAAAAUUAAACCUUUUUAAUGGAUGUAUUGAGUUUAUCCCCCACUCACCUUAUUUCAUAUUGAAGUGGGGUAGUUUUGGUAGCUAAGUGAUGGUUCUUAUAGUAGCAUUUUUUCAAAUUUUAAUAAUAUCGUUAUUUUUAAUUAAUUUAAACUCGAAAGUAUACUUUUAGUUUACUGUAAUCGUUUCAAUUCUGCAAUACCGAAACUACCCUGUAUUCAUAUGGGAUAAGAUGACUUGAAAUUAAUUAUCCCACACCAUCACCAACAUGUGGCACUACAGUUCGAUAUUAACCUUGGUCUCCCCGACAAUUCUCCUCCAAAUUGGUCUGUUCUUCACCAACGUUCCCCAUCCUCUAACAUUCAUUAUUUGUAAGUCUUUGUGAACUUGAUCAGUCUAUCUGAUACAGGGUCUACCUAUUUUUCUACUGCUUUAUAUUCAUGGUUCUCUUUGACACCCGCUUGUCCCCCAUCUUUCAAUGUGGUCAAACCAUCUCAAUCUCUGGGUUUUAAUGAUGUUUUCAUUGCCCAGUAUUUGAUUGAUUUCGUUCAUUCUAAUUCCUCCUAAUUUCUUUGAUUAUGUGUGUAUCGCUUUCUCUUAAUUAUUAUCCUACUGUCUUAUAUUCACUCUCAACAUACGAACUCUAUAGUCAAGGCAUUUUGGCAAAUAUUUGAAAAAAUAAUUCAUCCUUUGAUGUGUUGUAUCUCCUUCAUAUAUAUUUAUUUUUGGAGGUACAGUGAGCUCUAGAAAUGUAUGUACUUCAGUGUGGACCACCUUGUAUUAUCGAAAAUAAUGUGAGUUGAACACAUACAAAAUUGUUGGUUUUCAUCCAAAUGGUAAUUCUUCAUAGUUUUUAACAUUGCUUGUACUUAAAUUUGGAUUAAUUAAGAACAGUGUAAUCACAAAAAAUGCUAGUCUUCUUUAAUCGAAUCUGAUCAUACAUACUAAAUUUUAAUCCAAUGUAAUUUACAAUAAUUCCUAUUUAUAUUUAUGUAUACUACAAAUAAUUUGUACCAAUAGUAGCUUCAUUAAUUUUGAAUGAAUUUCACAUCAUUAGUGUGAGGUCCUUUGAAAAAUUCUCAUUGAACAACCAUUGUUUUAUAUGUUUUUGUUGACAAAGUUAUAUUUGAUAUUUACUGUUAUAAUUUAUUUGAAUAAACUUAUUUUGAAGCAAA